This is a messenger RNA of Verticillium dahliae VdLs.17, 2019 nucleotides long. Its product is annotated as SOK1 protein. The record is from RefSeq and is a predicted model, not a curated record. The transcript has a single exon. Bases 1 to 2019 code for a protein of 672 amino acids. Lineage: Eukaryota; Fungi; Ascomycota; Sordariomycetes; Glomerellales; Plectosphaerellaceae.
AUGGCAAGCGAACAGGGCGCUGGCGGAGGUAUUGAGAGCAAUAGGAGGCAUCUGUCGACCUCGACCCGUGCUAGCACCGACAACGAGCCAACCCCAGAGACAGAAACCCAAACAGCAAACAUGAAGCCUGCUCAGCAGUCCGAGGAGGACUCACAGUUCACACAGGCGCCGCAGGGCCUACCGCGAGGAGUCUACCCCCCGUCAACCACCGCCACACCCACACCCACGGCAGGCCUCCCCAUGUCAAGGGCAGUCUCCAGCAGUUCUAGCAACUCGAGCAUACCGCCCUCAACGAGCGCCGAGGGUUACUUCGGAAAUGCACACACCACCAGGACGAGGCCAGCACUUCCUUUGGAACCCCCAGUCACCAAGGCAACUUUGAGCGAACUCGACGUGUCCAAGAUUAUUCACAAUCCCAAGCUGCGUCACGAUAUCAACUUUGAUCCCGAACUUCAUUUCAGACCCAACGUGGACGGAGACAAGGGCAGGAGGAAGGAGGUCAAGGCCGAGCAUUUUUGGGCUACCCUGCAAGAGCAACUGAUCAUGUUCGUCAUGGACCGUGAGGGAUUCUAUGCCAUCCAUGGCGAGAAUGACGACUGGUGCCUUCCCCAGCUUCUUCGAACCGUCAAGGACAUCAUCCAGACACUUGUGCCCGUCAGGGACCGAGUCUACUUGGACGAGGGCCUGAACGUGGAGCUCCUGAUGCAGCAGUUUAACAAGGGCAUUGCCGAUCUCGAGAAGCUGGCAUCCUGGCUCUCUCGUGUGCUCAAGUCUCACUGCGCUCCCAUGCGCGACGAGUGGGUCGACAGGAUGUACGAGAAGCUCAGCAACGGCAAUCGAAACAACGACAUGGGUGAGCUGGUUCUGGGUAUGCGUGGACUUCUUGAGGUACUCGAGGCGAUGAAGCUGGAUGUCGCCAACCACCAGAUCCGAUGCCUGCGUCCUGUUCUGAUCGAAGACACGGUUCACUUUGAGCAGCGCUUCUUCUUCAAGAGAAUUCAGCAACGCCGGGUCGAUGUCGGCCCCGCGAGGGAGUGGUAUCGUGAUGCCGAACGUCGUUAUGCCGGCACCAUUUCCCCAGCGGCAACUCAGUCGUUUGGCGAGACGGCCAUCUUCUUCGAGGCUCUGUGCCGCCUGAUUCGUCCUUCGGUCUACGAAAAGGAAGCCCCCAACACAUUCGUCUUCGACGAGGAGCGGUUUUUGAAAUUGCGAUCGGACAUGCUGGACGCCGUCAAUCUCGAGGUGUGCAUGCGUCUCUACGACGAACUGGAGAGGGUCAGCCGCACUGUCAACUCCCUGUCCAACGGAUUCCCGUCCCAUCUGGAGGAGGAGCCCGUCAUCUCGAGGACAUCGAGCCCUUUCGACUUCAACUUCAACACGCCUCCGGUGUCUGGAUCACGGCCUUCAAGCCUGGCCUUCAGCUCGGCUGAUUCAGUCACGUCGUCUCCUCGCUCGUCUCUCGUGCUCCCCAGCCAAGCCAUCCCCACCUCCGACCCAAACGAGUCCCAGGCCAAGGCUCGCAAGCUCUACAACUCGCUCGUCGCCCUCAUUCAAACAUCGCCACCAACCUCCCGCCACGAGUCUCGAUGGGCCUCGAUGGCUCCGUCCCUGGCCAUUCAGAUCUUUCGGUUCACCAAUGCCCCUUCAGAUAUGCUGCCCGCGUUCGAGGCUAAGCUUCUCGCACACGUCACGGAUGUCCAUGGCUCCCUUUUCCGCGAAGUAGAGGAUCACUUCAACGCUCGUCUCUUGACCGAUCUCCAACGACGCAUGCGUGAGUACCGAGGUCUCAAUGGCGUCGCUCUGUUCUCUGUCGCUACAGGCGGCCGAGGCCCUAGCUCCAGCCGCGCAUGGGAUGCCAGCUCCGCAGAUGGAUCCGGACGCGACGACGCUGGUGUUGAGGAUAUGGCCACCAGACUUGCGCACCUUGGCAUACUACACUGGCGCGUGUGGGCACAGUUAGCGUAUGCUGGUGAGGCCACGGGCGACUUCGAGUGCGACAUGCAGUCGAACCAGAUCUAA